CUAUGCCCAGGACUGGCCUAACCUCCGCUGCCUAACCGUCAUCCCCCUGCAGCCACCCUUCCCAGAGUCCUUUGCCCAGGCCACCCCAGGCUUCUUGGCAGCCCUGCCGGGCCACUUGUCUUCAGGUCUGCCGGGGGAGGUGGGGAGGAGGCAGGAGGAGGGCGUGCAGAGGCAGUCUGGGCUGGGCCAGAGCUCGGGGUGCUGAGGGUGUGACCAGCUGUGAGCAGAGGCCAGCCAUGGCCAGCCCGGGGCUGCUGCUCCUGCUCUUACUGACGGCACUGCCACCGCUGUGGUCCUCUUCCCUGCCUGGGCUGGACAUUGCUGAAAGUAAAGCCACCAUUGCGGACCUGAUCCUGUCUGCCCUGGAGAGAGCCACCGUCUUCCUGGAACGGAGGCUGCCUGAAAUCAACCUGGAUGGCAUGGUGGGGGUCCGGGUGCUGGAAGAGCAGCUAAAAAGUGUCCAGGAGAAGUGGGCCCAGGAGCCCCCGCUGCAGCCGCUGGCCCUGCGCGUGGGGACACUGGGGGAGAAGCUGGAGGCUGCCAUCCAGAGAUCCCUCCUCUACCUCAAGCUGAGUGACCCCAAGUACCUAAGAGAGUUCCAGCUGACCCUCCAGCCCGGGUUUUGGAAGCUCCCACAUGCCUGGAUCCACACUGAUGCCUCCUUGGUGUACCCCACGUUCGAGCCCCAGGACUCAUUCUCAGAGGAGAGAAGCGACGCGUGCCUGGUGCAGCUGCUGGGAACCGGGAUGGACAGCAGCGAGCCCUGUGGCCUCUCAGACCUCUGCAGGAGCCUCAUGACCAAGCCCGGCUGCUCGGGCUACUGCCUGUCCCACCAACUGCUCUUCUUCCUCUGGGCCAGAAUGAGGGGAUGCACACAGGGACCAUUCCAACAGAGCCAGGACUAUAUCAACCUCUUCUGUGCCAACAUGAUGGACUUGAACCGCAGAGCUGAGGCCAUCGGAUACGCCUACCCUACCCGGGACAUCUUCAUGGAAAACAUCAUGUUCUGUGGAAUGGGCGGCUUCUCUGACUUCUACAAGCUCCGGUGGCUGGAGGCCAUUCUCAGCUGGCAGAAACAGCGGGAAGGAUGCUUCGGGGAGCCUGAUGCUGAAGAUGAAGAAUUACCUAAAGCUAUUCAAUUUCAGCAGCAUUUUUUGAGGAGAGUGAAGAGGCGAGAAAAACAAUUUUCAGAUGGCUGCUCCUCCCACAACACAGCCACAGCAGUGGCAGCCCUGGGUGGCUUCCUAUACAUCCUGGCAGAACACCCCCCAGCAAACGGAGAGCCACACCCAUCCACACCGCCACCACCAAGCAGCCACUGAGACGGAUGGUUCCACGCCUGCUGCCUGGAUGAGGAACAGCUCCCUUUAGUCCUCAUCCCUUACAUCCUCGAGGGCACAGGUCACAUCCUGGGAAGAAGGCAUCUGCAGGAUAAGCAAAGUCACCCCGACUCCCCAUCUUGGAAGCCCUGAGUAGGCAGGGCCAGGGUAGGUGGGGGCCGGGAGGGACCCAGGUGUGAACGGAUGAAUAAAGUUCAACUGCAACUGA
Nomascus leucogenys (northern white-cheeked gibbon) is the source of this 1548-nucleotide messenger RNA. RefSeq names its product chromosome 18 C16orf89 homolog (gene C18H16orf89). Lineage: Eukaryota; Metazoa; Chordata; Mammalia; Primates; Hylobatidae. Gene Ontology annotation, cellular component: cytosol; membrane. The record is from RefSeq and is a predicted model, not a curated record.